CAAAUAGAUUCUUCCACAAAUUUAAUUUAAUUUAAUUAAAAUGGGAAGAUCUCCUUGUUGUGAUGAAAAUGGGCUUAAAAAAGGACCAUGGACUCCUGAAGAAGAUCAAAUACUUGUUGAUUAUAUUGACAAACAUGGUCAUGGAAGUUGGAGAGCCCUUCCUAAGCUUGCAGGACUUAAUAGGUGUGGGAAGAGCUGCAGGUUAAGAUGGACUAAUUAUUUGAGGCCAGAUAUCAAGAGAGGCAAAUUUUCUGAAGAAGAAGAACAAACAAUUCUUCAUCUCCAUUCCAUCCUAGGAAACAAAUGGUCUGCAAUCGCGACACACUUGUCAGGAAGAACAGAUAAUGAGAUUAAGAAUUUCUGGAACACGCAUUUGAAGAAGAAGCUAAUUCAAAUGGGAUAUGAUCCAAUGACACACAGGCCAAGAACUGAUUUAUUUGCAAACUUGCCUAAUAUAAUUGCCUUGGCAAAUUUACUUCAACAUCAUCCACUUGAAGAUCAUGCUGUGAGAUUACAAGUAGAAGCUGCCCAAUUAGCUAAAAUUCAAUAUUUACAAUUUCUAUUCCAAUCUUCAAAUAAUUAUAAUCCACCACUACCUACACCCUCAUCAAACACUCAACAUUACAAUACUAAUAAUAAUAAUAAUAAUCUUGGAGAUUUAGGGGCAUUUAAUUUAACAAAUUUUGUUAAAGAAAAUAGUACCCCUUCUUUAUCCAAUCUUGAAAAUCAAACACUUUUCUCCAAUGAAAAUAACUCUUGCUCUCAACUACUCCACAAUAAUCAAGAUAAAACACAUCAAGUCCCUUUCAAUUUCCAAACGCAUUUGAAUAAUAGUAUUAAUGAAAUUAGUUGUCAUAAUUUUAAUUUUGAUCAAAAAAAUAAUUCACCUAGUUCCCCAUUAAAUAUUACUAAUAUUCUCCCUUCUCCACAUUCUUCAAGUCAUUUGCCACCUUUGGCUGAAAUUUCAAUUAGCAAUAAUCAAGGACAUUCCAGCAGUAAUUCAACUAACAAUGGUGCAGAUCAAGGGAGUUCUUCAUAUUGGCCAGAAUUAUUUUUUGAAGAACACUUCAUGCAUGACAUUUCUUGAUAUUUGCGCAGGGUUCCAAAACAAGUUAGAAGUUUUUUUUUUUUUUUAUUAGUAUGAUUGGUAUACGUUGUUGAUGAGUGAUAUGGACACUGAGGAUUAUUAUAUAGACGACUCAAUUUUCUUGGAAUUGAGGCGUAAUUGUUGUAAAUAUGUUAUUGAUUGUUGAGAGGGUACACUUUUUUUUUUCUAUUUUCUUUUUUGAUCCUUGUUGGAUGUGUUAUAAUGUAAAUAUUCCUCAUUGUUAUAAUGCAAGUAUUCCUUCUUGUUCUCUUUUUAUGAAUUCAAAUCUUAUGUGUUAAGAUUUAAUAGAAUUUUAUAAAUAUAUUUAUAUAAUAUAUUAAAAAUUAUGAAUUCAGAUGAAUCUGUGAUGAAAAGCUAUAUCGCCCCUUAAUAUAUUCUUCCUAUGUGAGCUAUAGUAACCUAAGAUAUCCUAGUAAAAUACACUUGCUACUUCUUUCCAAAUACUUUUUACGAUUUUCUUUUUUUUUUUUUUUAUCGAUUAACAUUUUAAAAGCACUCUACUUGAUGACGUAAAAAAAUACUUAUUGAUGUCAUUUAGGUCAUGAUGAAUUUUAUAUUAUCAAUUAUUGUAAUCUACAUGUAAAAUAUCUGUAUAAUAAUAAUUGACAAGAACAUAUUGGUUACUUGAUAAAAGUACAUGUAAAUUACAUUACACUAUCAACGUCAA
This is a messenger RNA of Solanum lycopersicum (tomato), 1775 nucleotides long. RefSeq names its product transcription factor MYB93. The record is from RefSeq and is a predicted model, not a curated record. NCBI's taxonomy places the organism in Eukaryota, Viridiplantae, Streptophyta, Magnoliopsida, Solanales, Solanaceae.